AUGAUUCAACGAGGAGAAACUUGGAGAACUGUCUCACAGCAAAAUCUGACGGUCAGCUGUCCCGUCAAACACUGUGGAGAAUCACUGAAGAUCAGCUGGUGUAAAAUACUCAACCCAAGCACCUGUGAAAGGAUCAGUGAAUGUGGAAAUGUGGAAAUGUGGAAAACACAGAAUCAUGUUGGAGAUGAGCUGAUCUCAUAUUUAAGUUUCAAGCAGGUUUCCAUUCAUGAUGAUGGCCUGUACAGAUGUAGUGUAGCAGUAGGACACAGUGAGAGAAUAAUCAGCCAUGCCAUCAACAUCUCAGUAUCAGACCUACACCAGUGGGCUGAAAACUCUGAUAAUAAUAAUGAUAAUAAUCCAGGCGAGCUGUUGGCAGCUGCUGACAACAAGACUGUCUGGCUGCCCUACUUCUGCAUUCGCUUGGCUCUUGUGGUUCUCACAGUGACCGUGUUAACCCUCAUCAGUCUAUAUGCCUGGAAACGAAAUGCCCAUUCUUAUGACAGCAGAACUCCCUAAGUGGAGCCCUCCUCCCACGCCUGUCCUGCAAACCCAGUUCUCUGUUCUGAAUGACAUCUCCUCUUCAUGGACUGCAGAAACACCAAAAUCACCAGC
Archocentrus centrarchus (flier cichlid) is the source of this 612-nucleotide messenger RNA. RefSeq names its product B- and T-lymphocyte attenuator-like. The record is from RefSeq and is a predicted model, not a curated record. Gene Ontology annotation, molecular function: signaling receptor activity. Gene Ontology annotation, biological process: immune response-regulating cell surface receptor signaling pathway. Gene Ontology annotation, cellular component: plasma membrane. NCBI's taxonomy places the organism in Eukaryota, Metazoa, Chordata, Actinopteri, Cichliformes, Cichlidae.